AUGUCUGCACUGAUAGCUGACAAAGAAGAUGCAUAUCAGAAAUACUUUACAGAAAAGAUAUUACCACAACUAUAUAAUAUUAGACCUGUUAAAGCUGUUGAUUCUCACAUGACAAAGUAUCUUGAGGGAAAGGUCCCAGAUAUUUUCACUCAUUUCAAAGAUUUCGUAACUGAUGGUACUGUAAAAGAUAUGAGUAUAGAGUCAGCUGAUGAUAUGAAAAGGAAGGUAUUUUGUCUGUUUAGUUCGCCAGAAAGAGUCUUCUUGAUAGGUGUUACCUGCUUUUGGAGUAUUAGAAGUUAUCUUGUCUUACUUUUGCGAACUAUUCCAGUUUGA
Messenger RNA from Funneliformis caledonium, 333 nucleotides. The record is from the annotation of a GenBank genome assembly. NCBI's taxonomy places the organism in Eukaryota, Fungi, Glomeromycota, Glomeromycetes, Glomerales, Glomeraceae.